Messenger RNA from Diabrotica balteata, 1822 nucleotides. The record is from the annotation of a GenBank genome assembly. NCBI's taxonomy places the organism in Eukaryota, Metazoa, Arthropoda, Insecta, Coleoptera, Chrysomelidae.
GAAAUAUGUGAUUUUAGGUUAUAUUUUCUUUUUAAAACACGUUCUUAUCCAUAUGAGUUCAAUAUCAGUAUAAAUAUUUAUAAAGUACAAUGGCUAAGUUUCAUUUAAGAAAAAAGUCUAAACGACAGCCUGCGCGUCUUAGAUAUAAGAUUGAAAAGAAAGUCCGCGAGCACAAUAGAAAACUCAAGAAAGAAAAUAAGAACAACCCCAAAAAGAAAAGGGAAAUAAUACAAGUCCCAAACAUAUGUCCUUUUAAAGAGGACAUUCUUAAAGAAGUAGAAGCACUAAAGAAGCAAAAGGAAGAAGAAAAACUUAAGCUGAAAGAAGCUGCAAAAUUGGAAAGACAAAAGCAGAAAGAGGAAAGCAAAAAUGAGAAACUUACUGCAGGACUUCAGGGGUUAGUGCAAAAUGCUGAAAUAAGGAGUAAACUUCAUGAACAUUUAACACCAGAUAGUAAUGUAAAGCAGCAUGAGACAAAUAAUGAACAGUCUCUUAAACAAUAUUACAAAGAAUUUAAAAAGGUUAUUGAAGCUGCAGAUGUUAUUCUGGAAGUAGUUGAUGCUAGAGAUCCUUUAGGUACUAGAUGUAAGCAAGUAGAGCAGGCUGUGUUAGAUACAAAAGGUAAUAAAAGACUAGUCUUAGUAUUAAACAAGGCAGACUUAGUUCCUAGGGAAAUUUUGGAUCAAUGGCUAAAGUACUUGAAGAAAACCACUCCCACUAUAGCAUUCAAAGCAUCAACUCAAAAUCAAAGUAAAAAGUUAGGACAGAGAAAGCUUGGAAAGGGAAAUAAGGUAUUGCAGAGUUCAAAUUCUGUAGGAGCAGAACUGUUAAUGUCUCUACUAGCAAACUAUUGUAGGAACAAGGGUAUCAAAACUUCUAUAAGAGUUGGAAUUGUAGGUUUGCCUAAUGUAGGAAAAAGUUCAAUUAUUAACAGCUUAAAAAGGUCUAGAGCUUGUAAUGUUGGUGCUACACCUGGUGUUACUAGGGCAAUGCAGGAAGUACAAUUAGACUCAAAAAUAAAGCUGUUAGAUUCUCCUGGUAUAGUUUUUGCAUCUGGAAGUGACAGUAGUGCUUCAUUGAGGAAUGCAGUUCGAAUUUCUGCCUUGAGUGAUCCUAUAACACCUGCCAAUGCAAUUUUACAAAGGGUUACUAAACAACAAAUGAUGGAAAUGUAUGACGUUACUGAAUAUAGCUCACCAGAGGAAUUUUACAGUUUAAAAGCUGCAAGGACAGGAAGAUUUAAGAAAGGUGGUGUUCCUGAUGCCGUUGCUGCUGCCAGAGGUUUAUUAGAAGACUGGAAUAAUGGAAAAAUCAAAUACUAUACAGUACCACCUGAAGAACCUCAAAAUAAUGUGCACAUUAGUGCAGCAAUUGUCACUGAAGUAGCUAAAGAAUUCGACUUAGACAGUUUCGAAACUAUGGAAACUGACAUUUUAAAUAAAAUCGAAAAAGAGUCAGAUACAAAAUCAAAAGCAUUUGUUUUAGAAAGUUUGGGACCUGUAGAUUCUAUCGAGGAUAUGGAAGAAGAGGCAGAUGAAUUGAUAACUGCAAACACAAACAUAGUCUCCAACAAGAAAAAGCAAAAACAAAGAGGUGUUGCAAGGUUGAAGAAACUAGACCCUGAAAUGGAGUUGGAAGGUAACCAAAAACUGAACCAAAUCAGAAAGAAACAGUUUAAAAAAGAGAAGAAGGAUCAAAGGAGAAGAGAAAAAGUGGCGAUGCAGCUUUCCUCGGGCUUAGAAAAUUUUAAUCUAAAUAAAUCUAAUGAAUCUGAAGAUUAUAACUUUGAUACUGAUUUUGUUUCAAAAUAAACUUGAAAUAA